Dimorphilus gyrociliatus is the source of this 1060-nucleotide messenger RNA. The record is from the annotation of a GenBank genome assembly. Lineage: Eukaryota; Metazoa; Annelida; Polychaeta; Dinophilidae.
UAUGAAAAUUGUAUGUGUAGUAUUUCUCUUGCAAACUUUAUUACAGAUACUAACUAGAAAGUCAAGAUUUGAAGUGCAAAUGGAUUAUCUAUUUCAAAUUAUCCUCCUUUUACAAUUAGUUAAAGACCAAAAAUUUGAAGCUGUUUUUAAAAGCUGUAGUCAGGCACUAAUUGCCAACGAUCUCUUAAAUUCCACUUUUAAAAUUCAACCUAUUGAUAAUGGUCGAAAAUUUGAUAUUAAAUGUUAUUUUAGCGAAAAAAAUGAAUUUAUUUCAGAAAUUGAUAAUGAUGUUGACCAAAAUAAAGUUUUAAGGGCUCCACUACAAUCUAAGAAAUUUAUCACUACAAAUAUAAAAUAUCAAGAUAUGACAAAUUCAGAAUUGGAAUCAAUACUCAACUUGUCUGGCCUUUGUUCACAGAAUAUGCAACUCGUGGCUCAAAAUUCUCAAGCCAAAUUUUUGAUGUUUGAAUUUUUUGAUGGUACAAAUUAUACAUUAAGUAAUUUUGAAGAUGGUAUAUGCAAAUGUUUAAUAUCAAAGGUAUGUUUAGAAAAUAAUGACAAAGGCAAAGUCUGUACUGACACUGGCACUCAAAUACAUAAUCAAGUCUAUAAUUUGAAAGGUGAAAUUUCUGUUGUACCUAAUCGCUUGCCAUUAAUUAAAACUGUAUAUGGAGAUAUUGAUGAUCCAAUUGAAUUCGCAAAGCAUGUUAUAAAUCCAUUAGUAUGUGUUUCAUCUGUUGUAAAAGUCUCAUUACCUAGUGGAUGCUUUGGUAAUUUAUUACCUUUACAUGAUAAUGAUUUAAGCACUUGUGUUACUUUUAAAAUAACAAGUGUUACACUGGAAAUAUCAUUUUUUAAACAGUUUAAGAUCCAUUCAAAAUUAGAAAGUUUACUCAGUAUAGUUUCUUAUCUCAAGACAGAGGAUAGUGGCAUCAUUAGAAUGUGCAAUGAAAUUGAAAAGCAUAAUUUUGAAUGUGAAUUUUAUUCAAGAAAAAUUCUAAUUUUUAUUCAAAGUUUAUCAGAAAGCGCAAUUCAAUUAUGUGAAAUUGAACCAUACUGA